AUUUGCCCUUAAUUAGUCCCAUCUACUGCGGAGCCUCCAACCUGCAACUCACCUCGAAUAUAUCGACGCCUCUAUUCAAUUUCUUCGCUUCUCUCUUUCGUCUACCCAAAUUCAUGUUCUUGGUGCCCUCUUCGCAACUCAUCUUGGUUUCUUUCAGAAAUUUCAGCGGAAGCCUUUUUCUUUGCUUCACAUUCUAAGUAAACUGAAAUAGGUUCCCUCUCAUUUUCACGGAUUGAGGCUUCUAGUUCGAGAAUGGAUGCCAUGACUGUUUGCAAAUCUCUCUGCUCGCCCCCUGGAUUAUUUGUGGGGCAAGCUAGAGGUAUAAGGAGCUCACAGUGUAGCUUUAUGGUGGGAAGCGCGGUCAGUUUUCCUCGUCAGAGAGCUCAAGCUGCUAAAGUAAGCAGGAAGUCUAAGAAACGUGGGGGAGCACUGACUGCAACGUGCCAGGAUGAUAAGAUUCUUGUGGCAAAUAGAGGAGAAAUUGCAGUUCGUGUGAUUCGAACUGCUCACGAGAUGGGAAUACCAUGUGUUGCUGUUUAUUCAACCAUAGACAAAGAUGCCCUUCAUGUGAAGCUUGCAGAUGAGGCAGUUUGCAUAGGUGAAGCACCUAGUAACCAAUCGUAUCUGGUGAUCCCAAAUAUUCUAUCUGCUGCUAUUACCCGUGGAUGUACAAUGCUGCAUCCUGGAUAUGGCUUCCUUGCUGAGAAUGCACUUUUUGUUGAAAUGUGCAGAGAUCAUGGAAUAAAUUUCAUUGGUCCCAAUCCUGAUAGCAUUCGUGUUAUGGGUGACAAAUCUACUGCAAGAGACACAAUGAAGAAAGCUGGUGUUCCAACAGUACCAGGAAGUGAUGGGUUGUUGCAGAGCACAGAAGAAGCUAUCAAACUUGCAAAUGAGAUUGGUUUUCCAGUGAUGAUCAAGGCAACUGCUGGUGGUGGGGGACGUGGAAUGCGCCUUGCUAAAGAACCUGAUGAAUUUGUUAAGUUGUUACAGCAAGCAAAGAGUGAGGCUGCUGCUGCAUUUGGAAAUGAUGGAGUGUAUUUGGAAAAGUACAUCCAAAAUCCAAGGCACAUUGAAUUCCAGGUUCUUGCGGAUAUGUUUAAUAAUGUUGUUCACUUUGGAGAGCGUGACUGCAGUAUUCAGCGAAGGAAUCAAAAGCUGCUAGAAGAAGCCCCUUCCCCUGCAUUAACACCAGAGUUGCGGAAAGCUAUGGGUGAUGCAGCAGUUGCAGCAGCAGCUUCUAUAGGUUAUAUUGGUGUAGGCACUAUUGAAUUCCUUCUGGAUGAAAGGGGUUCAUUCUACUUUAUGGAAAUGAACACUCGGAUUCAGGUGGAGCAUCCUGUUACUGAAAUGAUCUCUUCUGUUGAUUUGAUUGAGGAACAAAUUCGUGUUGCAAGGGGAGAGAAGCUGCGAUACAAACAGGAAGAUAUUGUACUUAGAGGGCAUUCAAUUGAAUGCCGCAUUAAUGCUGAAGAUGCCUUCAAAGGAUUCCGACCUGGACCUGGAAGAAUAACAUCAUAUUUGCCACCUGGAGGUCCUUUUGUGAGAAUGGAUAGCCAUGUUUAUCCUGAUUAUGUGGUCCCCCCAAGCUAUGAUUCCCUUCUCGGAAAGCUUAUUGUUUGGGCUCCAACAAGAGAGAGAGCAAUUGAGCGCAUGAAAAGGGCCCUUGAUGAUACUGUAAUCACAGGGGUUCCUACAACCAUUGACUAUCAUAAACUAAUCCUUGAUAUUGAGGACUUUAGAAAUGGCAAAGUUGACACUGCAUUCAUACCAAAGCAUGAAGAGGAAUUGUCUGCGCCUCAGAAUAUAAUCUUAUCAUCUACCCUGUCCAAGGAGUUGACCAACUCUAAUGCGUAAAUGGAGUGUUUGCCACAACCACAAGUGUAUCCAAAUCGUGUAAGAGUUUACUGCUUCCAGGUUUUAGAAAGGGUACUGAGGUUAUUUAUCUUUAGAUAUAUUUUUUUCUCUCUUGUAUUGAAACUUAGGAACUUAUAGGCAAUUGGACCAUUUAUUUAUUUUUAUAAUGAAUUAGGGGAGAUUUUUUAGGAUGUGGAAAUUAGAAUUUUGGGGAGUUCUUGAGUUUAACUCAUCGGGAUGGUUUUGUACUCUUUAAUUAAUUAAAUGAGAUCUUUGAUGUCUCGAUAACAUCUUUUUCUUC
Nelumbo nucifera (sacred lotus) is the source of this 2155-nucleotide messenger RNA. It is a transcript of the gene CAC2, whose product is annotated as acetyl Co-enzyme a carboxylase biotin carboxylase subunit. The record is from RefSeq and is a predicted model, not a curated record. Gene Ontology annotation, molecular function: ATP binding; ligase activity; metal ion binding. Lineage: Eukaryota; Viridiplantae; Streptophyta; Magnoliopsida; Proteales; Nelumbonaceae.